Messenger RNA from Anopheles gambiae (African malaria mosquito), 17985 nucleotides. RefSeq names its product ataxin-2 homolog (gene mura). NCBI's taxonomy places the organism in Eukaryota, Metazoa, Arthropoda, Insecta, Diptera, Culicidae. The record is from RefSeq and is a predicted model, not a curated record. The coding region runs from base 11009 to 13618 and encodes 869 amino acids. The transcript has 10 exons.
UGAUUCUCCUCAUUCAUUGUUACACUUCGGAAGGAGCAACAACAGUGGAACCGCGCUCGGUUGCUGAGGAAAAAGUUAGUGUCCCAUUCUAUAUAUAAUCUUACACAAUAGCCAGCCAAUCGCUGUGCUCUGUGGUGCUGAAUGUAAAUGCGCUGGUUCGCAUUUUCUUCCUUUCUAUCGCUAUUUCGAAUCAGUUUGGUGUGUUUUUUUCUGUGGGGAGAUGAGCGCUUCCACUUAGACUGUGCGAGUGUGUGUGUAUGUGUGGUGUGUGUUUUCGCGUACGUGUGCCGCUUGUGUACUGUGUGUGGGACUGGGCGUGUUUGUGUGUGUAUGUGCGUAUUUAGAGAGACGAUAAAAGGUUUUUAAAACAACCCCACUAGCGAGAGAAAUUGCGCUGCGAUGUGUGGGGCGGUUUGCUGAAGAAAAUGAAAGGAAAAACAUCUAGAAGGUUUUGUUUUGACCGUGGCUGUGUGCGUGUGUUAUGUUGGUGAAACAGAAAACGAAAAAAUAAUAGAUUCCCUCAUUAUGUACGCAAUUUGAUGGUGUGUGGGGCCCGUUGUUGCUUCGUCAUGCUAGCAGCGCGCGCGUGUGUGUGUGGUUUCCGAUGUUUGUUUGUUUGGUGCUAGCACAGUUUCAAUUUAGAAUUUCGCCCCUGUUUGUGAGUGUGUGAGUGAGUGUGUGUGCUAGCUACACGAAUAAUUUUCUAUUGCGUUCUGGGUGAAAAGCUAUCACACUUUUCUGUUUCGCUCCAUUCUGUCCACGCCCUUACGGUGUACUGCUGGGGCUAGCAAGAGGGGUGCAGUGCUAGGAGUGUGUGUGUUUUGGUACCGCCGUAGCGGAAGUUAGCGCAUUGAAACGCAUUCGACCGUGCAAAUCGGGCGAGAAAAAAGGGAAAUGUGCACAGCAGAGCUGGGCAAAGAACGAGCCGAGCCAAAGAGAGAGAGAGAGAGAGAGGGAGAGAGUUUUGAGUGGGAGUGGGCGGUGGAGCCAGAGCUCCCUUUUUCAUUGCCACCUCAACGCGCAACACCCGCCCGCGCUCACAUGCGGCCCGUCCCCUGGAGUCCGUGUCUGCCCGUUCAACCCCGCACUACAACCAUACGCAAAGAGCAAGAGAGCAAGAGACCCAGCGAGCGCCAGAGAGAGAGCGAGAGAGCGAGAGCCCGCACGAAGCAAUAGAAGGUUCCCGAUGGUGCUGAUCACGAUGGCGCAGUGGAACCGAGUGGAAAAAUUUCCGUUCCCUCAUUGCGAGCCGUUCGGUAGCACCUUCACAAGCCGGAAUCUUCGCGUCCUUACCCAAAACUAGGUCGCAAAGCAGCACAGCACGGACGGAGCAGCACGGAGCGCGUCGUUAGUUGCAGAGAGAAACUCUUGCACAGCCAAACAUCUGUAGCCCAGCCUCAGGAGUGGUGCGCCAAGUUUAGAGUAUGUUUUAAAAAUUUAUACUCGCCAGUACUACGGUGUGUGUGUGUGUGUGUAUGUCUUCGUUUGUGUGUCAGCUUUUAGUCGGAAGUUUUUAUUUUGUCUAUUUGCCGACUCCUUCUCCCCUUCUCUGCCGUAAUCGAUCGCAGAGCUCUGAUGUCGUCGUGUGGUUGUUUGCGGCCCUUUUUUGCUACUUCUUCCUCGAAUGCCCUCAAUAACCAUGAUGUAAUUUCCUAACGAGCCGAAAUUGCGCCAGUAAUCCUUUUGCGAGUCAAACAUCUAGACCUUGACAGGCUGUUCAAACGUGUGCUUUUUUCGAACGCUAUUAAAUGUCAAAGUCGUUGGUCCCCCGGUCAUCGGAAGCGACGCGGUAAAGGGCCCCGGGCGGUGGGACGAAUAUCAUCCUGGUUUCACCUAUCGCUGAAAGCUCAUGUUUAAUAAUGAAAAUGCAAUUUAAAUUUCACAUUAGCAUGUUUUGUGUGGCGGUGUUGGCGGUGAUCAUGCUACAUAUGUACACGUGUACCUGUGCUGUGGCUUUAGGCGAAGGAUUACUCGCAUUAUGAUGUGUGCAAAACCAAAAACCAGAAAAAAGAAGAGAUUGAAACUGUAGCUGCAAAGGGCAAACAACCACACACACACAGUUAGUAGCUGCUCUGUUUACCACUUUUUACUGUUUAGAAUGUGAAUUUUGCUAAUCCUUCGGGUUUGGGAAGCUCUGAGCCCCUGUUGUUUGUGCCGCAACUGAAAUUAAACCUUGUGGUGCCUUAACAACACGCUUCCUGCGCCCCGCAGGAAAGGUUUCCGCUGUUCAUUUUUCUUAGCUACUCAGAGCUCAGACCGGUAAGCGGCGCACGGUUGCCUGGGCGUAGAUUGUUUUCAGUAAAAUUCAUUACACGAUGAAUCUCCAUGCUGUAUAUGAACGAGAAUUCAUGGCACUAGCACUGCGUAUGAGGCAAGGGUAGCACUGACGAGAAAUAACGAGCACUGCCGGCUUGAGCCUGUUGUACUGGAACACCCGUAGAAAUGCCGGUGGGUAAAGGUUAAAUAAUUCAUUGGCAGUUAAAUUAAGUACCAACACAUACCAGCCAGCCUUUCCCUGUCUGUGUUCUAUCAGCAGAUGGUACUUUUCGCUCUUUGGAGACGCGUGCAGUGUACAGUGGCAUCCACGAUAUGAUGCCAUACAACGAAGAUGCUAGUGACAAAUGCUUUUAUUUUGCAAUAUUAUUAGCUGCUCUAUAGAAUGAGAGCGUGAUGCCAAGUCAAAAGAGUAGUUUUACUCAAAAAAUUACUAUAUGGUAUAGUUUGCAACAUCUACGCUAGAUGUCGCUUUUACGUUGAAGAUUAAUUUUCAGCCCGAGUGUUGUGAUAGUGUGGUUUUGGUGUCUAAUAGACAAUUAGAAAGAAUAUAUCAAUAUAGAUUUUUGAUAUAACAUACGGGUUGUAAAUAAGUAUGACUAGCAUACCUUUCGGUGAACUCAAGAGUGAUAAAACGUAACUUUCCUUUCCGUCUCGCUUAUAAUGUAUGCUGUAAAAGUUUACCCUAAGAAAAAGGGUCAUCUGCUUUUAAGUAAACUAACGUUUAAAAUAGAUUAAAUGCCUCAACAAACCACUGAUACGAUAUCAGUAAGCAAACUCGGCAAAGGCAAACUUUCGCUGGUCCGAACCAACAGAACGCGCUACAAACUUUGAUUGCGAUCUACCCAAAAAGCCUUUUUUCCCAGUCACCACGCGGCUCCAGGCGAUGGCGGUAGGCUUCCGAUUCAACGGUGACCCAACCGGCCGUUUGGAAAGUUAAACAAAAUGAUUAUCUUGUGCGCUGCAAAGGACAAACAAACUUCAAUGUUCGGCGAUUCGGGGCGUCGUGUGGCGUCGUGGUCUCUGUAUGCUUUGGCGGAGUGGUGUGGCGGCCGAGUGCGAGAGCCUCCCGAUGGCAUUAUCAAACGGCGGCAGCACAACGUACGACCGCAGCACGGGGCCUUUAUCGAAGAUUUACUUAGGACUUAUGGGUUGCCGGCGGUAGUUGUGGCCGCCAUGGCUUGGAAAGCAGGAACAACCCGGUUAGGGCGCAUCUUUGGGUGUUAUUUUACGACACAGUCCUUCGACGCGUUCACAUCCGGGAAGUGUGUGUGUGUGCGCGGUGUUAUCAAAACUAUCUUUGUGCUCCGUGCUUCGACGGUUCGCUGUGCAAAGCUGUGUUGCAAGAACGCGAUAAGACGCUCGGUCAUAUCGGGUCAUAUAACUAGUUCGUUCGCUUCGACUGUAGUUACACCCUCCCCUUCGAUCAGUUCGUUCGUGGAAGAUUGUCGCAUUAGGGUGUUGUUUUUAUGUAUUUCGAGGCCUCGUAAGCCUUGGUGAUGAACUGGCAGGAUGCGCUAGACACUUUGCCAGAAAUCAUCGUCAAAGGGCUUGAUAUUUGGGGUGUUCAAGAUUCAUUCCUAUUUGAUUAGUUCGUAAGAUGAUAUGUGGGUGAGUGUGUGUGUGUAUGGAUGGAGUACAAUCUCGGUGCGACUUAUGACCUCUUCCUGCACGUGGCAUCUGCUGGUUCGUGCUGUGUAUGCGGACGUGCCUGGAAUUACUGAUAAGGGUAGGAUUGCUGCAAGCCCAUAAGGGUAAGAUACCAGGAAUUGGUCGCUCUGCUCUGUGUCACAAACACAGGCACACUCCCGCUGGUAAAUUGUAUGCAUAAGGCAUCGUGCCAUGCACAUACAUACUGUCAGAAAGAGGCUUCACUUAAUUUCCCAUAAAUGUCACGAGUGAUGAAAUUAAAGUAGAAACGAAUGACAAAUGGUUCAAUGAUCUCUGCCGUCAGUGACAGUCGGUUAUGCGAUGGUCUCAGUUACUUUUUUGAGCAACAUGGGACAAUUGUGCAUUUUUUAUGCAUUGGUUUCAUUUCCAGAGCUUUUUAAUGGGUAUUGACCUUUUUGAUGGUAUCACAAUGUUGUUCCUUUGAAACCCAGAUAGGCGUUCGAUAUGCAAACAAGGAUAAUAAAUGUGAGCGGUAAAAAUGGGGCGCAGGUUCAAUGCAGAUGUGUGUAUGCCCACAAAGUAACGUCAUAAUUCAUGAUUAUGCUACACUGUGCGUUGUGUUUUGUUUCACACUCCUCUCGUGUGCGCAGGCAGUGUUUAUUAUUGAAAUUGUGGUACGCUGGUUAGCGUAACACAAAACAUAACAGAGCAGCAGCAUGAUGGAACAUGAAAAUCAACAACCAUGACCCGAGCGGUCGUCGACUGUGUCUGUGUGUGUGUGUGUGUGUGUGUGUCCAUAAACCGAACAUAGACCACUGCUGCAUUUUUUUUACAGCCCACCAAAUCCCGUCUGGUUCCAGCGCCAUCGAAUGCGCGUCGUCAUCCGGAUCGUUGACGCAAAUGAUUAUCGAGCACUUGAGCGAGGGCCUCGUGUUGGAGGGUUAUUGUUGGGUUUGUUGUUUUAGCCGCUAGAAAGAGUGCAUCAUCGCGAUCGUUGUACUGUUAUGUGCUUCAUGUGAAGCUCUUGUUUGUGAUGCACAAGGGGUAAAGCUAGCACAUUUUCCCGGCACAGCACUAUGUUUUGCUGUGGCAGCCUAUGAAGUCAUGGUGGCAAGUGUUUCGAUCCCGAGCUCAAGUGAUGUUCAUCGUGAAGUUAUGAAAUUGUUUCAUUCGUCCAGUCCUUGUGAUUUUGGUUUUUAAAGGGAUAAAGGACCACCUUUACUUCUACGUGUAGGUAGAUGCUUACCUCAUCGAUAUUUACAUGCCUCUAUCAAGGUGAGGGUUUCGUUGAAAAAGCGUGUAAUGCCCGGGAAAUUACUUGAAUGACGAGCAGGUUUUGGUGUUUCUCGUUUUAUUAGGCAUUUUCUCGAUUUUAUGCGAUGCUAUUAUUGGCAUACAUUUGCGUGCUUUUUGCUGAUUUAUUUUCCCUUUCACUGCCAUUUGACGAAGGACUAACGGGGAUGAUGGAUUGAUUUCCGCUAAAUGUGUCGGCCGUUCCGUUUCUGUCUGAUUCUUCCGGCUGUUUCAAAAAACGUCAAAAACUUGUGGGAUAUAUGUAUUGUAACAGUUUAUUUGAUUUUUAACGUUUUAUUUCACAUUUAUCCUUUGUUGAUAUAUUAGACUGUGUUAUCUAGCAUUAAUAUUCGUUUUGAGUGGUUUACUAGCGAUAAGUUUCCGGUCGCUUUAUUACUUUCUUUCUUCCUCUUACUAACUAUGGUCGUGAAGGUGAAUAAUUGUGAACAUUUUUACCAUGACUUCCUGCAAAAAAAGCUGGGAACUAAAGCUUAUGACAAAACGCGUUCACAAACACAUGCACUCACCUCCUUCAUUCGCACACAAUUUUUGCCGAAGCUCGCGGGUGACACAAAGGCUGAAGCGCUAUUUCCGUUCGGUUUCAAAAUGACUCACAUAUACCACCGUGUUUGAAAAAAGUUGUUGGCAAUGUGUAUUGGGCGCUGUUAAUGCUAAAUAACAAUCGAUGGAAUAAUGUAUAAUAAGUGUAUAAGAUUUGUUUUUUUUUUGUCAUCAGUUUAUGAAAGAGCUGGGCUCAAGAUGUUUCAAGGUAUGAAUUAGUUUUAGGUUUACGUGUGUGUAAUUAUUUGUCGGUUUAGCAGCGUUUCCUUCUAACUGUUGUCGUUGUUUAAUUUUAGUUUCUGGUAAAAAUCAUUAUGUGAAUGCGAAUGUGAUAUGCACACGCGCUGCCAAAGCUAUUUAUUUAAAGAUAUUAACCUACUACCUAGAUGAUUAGAGCGCAAAUAUGAUACACACACACACGUUCAUUGCGGGCCUAGUGGCUGUGCCUUACUUUAUAAUAUUUUUAUAUGUUUUGUGCAACAUUGUUGACGGUUCAUCGGGAUUUUGAUUCUGUUGUUUGUUCAAGUAUUUAUUUCCUCCCCCUCCAUCUCGCAAGCGUAAGUGGUGAUGAGUGGCUGUAAUUAUAAAUUAUCGUUAUUAAAAUAAUACUAGCCUUAAGGAUACACGAUUGUUAGGAUUGCGAACAUAACUACUAUGUAAUUUAUUUCGUACUGUUAUAUAUUUAUAUAUGCAUGACACUCUCUCUCUUUCUCUCGCUCUUUCUAUACACAGUUUGAUCGUUUCAUAUAAUUUUAUCGCAUUGUUUUUUUUUAUUACAAAAAAUAAGAAGCUAUACUGUAUCAGUAAAACACAAAGAGACGCUUUUUGUUUAUCUCAAACCAUUCUUCUUUGCAUACCUCAUCACUAAUUCGUUAUUUCACCAUAAGUAAUGAUUGUGGCUUUCGGCGAGCACCCGUCGCGAUCUUUGUGUGUGUGCGUGUGUGUGGUUCGCAGAUUCAUUUUCGGUUAUUGUGAAUAGUUUUACGAUGCUUUAGGUAGCUUUUGGCUAUAUUUACUGACAUGCACAUGCGGUUCGACCAAAGCCCUUAUUCAAAGUGCGUUUAAUACCAUAUUUAGUAGCAACAGUUUCUGUACCCAUAAACGUACUGUGUAUAUGAUUGUUUAGUAUAAAUCACACCUUUUAUUUACUGUUAUUAACACACUCUCUCUCAUGGCUGCAAUGCUGCAGGAGGACUAUGAGCAAGUAAAAUCUUUAAACAUCACAGCAAAAACGGUCAUCAGAAUAUUUGCUUUAAUUUUUAACUGUAAAUCAAGUUUCAUUCCAGUAACACACUCCCUUUAGUAUUGUUGUGCAAGUUGAAUGGGAUGCGUUGCCAAAAGCAUAACCGAUCAUUAGAUUACACACGCUCUCUAGAGCUGGCGUUAAUAAUAAUGUAUACAUACACACACACAUCCUCACCUCACGAAAACAAUUAUUAAUUAAUAAACCCACUCAAAAACACACCCACAGCCCGGAUAAUGAUAAACUAUGUAUGUACCUUGUUGGAAUGUAUGUACAAGCCAUUUACUAAAAGGAAUAAAAUAUAUAUAUUUUAUAGUACAAUAAAAUAGCAAACUAUAGACACCUUGUUCGUUUCGAAUCGUUUGUUAACUGAAAUGUAAUUGUUUUUUUGUUAUUUUGUUUCUACCUAAUCUUCCUCCACCCUGUGCUCUCUGCUCUCUUUCCCUUACUCCUUUUUUCCACUGCAACCACCGAUGUCGUUUUUCGUCUACUAAUAGAGUGCUUCCUUUUUCCCCCAUCUACACCUCGGGCAAGAAUAGCGUACCGAACUAAUCCAACCUCACGGCUGUUAGUUUUGCUGUUUUCCAUUUGAAUUUCACGUUCGCUACAGUAUAAAAGGGUAUAAGGUUUUUACAGAGCCCAUCUUACUUUGUGUCGUACUUCACGUGUUUCAUGUUUCUAUAUUUCUCAACGUUGCAACCGAUCAAUGCUUAGUCAUGUUUAUAUUUUAUGCGUUAUUGAUAUUACUGCUUCUACUUUUACACUAGUACAAUAUUGAAUUAUUUGUAAUCCGUUUGAUUGUGUCUAUUUUUCAACUUCAAACAGUCGUUAUUGAUCCUUUCGGUUGCCGAACUCAAAUUUUAUGCAGAAUCUCAAAUUUAUUUUUGGUGUUUCAUCAAUCGGUGCUGGAAUUAGUAGUUAGCUUUCGCAUGCAUUUGUAUACUUUUCAUUUACAAACAAGUAAUUUUUAGAACCUGCUUACAAAUUAAUAUACCGCGCCUGGAACCAAACAGGGAGAAAGAGAGAGAAAUCAAAAAGUGACAAAAGAUGUAAACAAUAUAAAUGUUUUAUGGAGAGUUUCUACUCGUUGUUGAUUGACAAUCGUUAAUCAAGUUCAUUACAGGAUAUUAAUCUCACGUGCCUUUUAUUGCAUUGAAAAAGUAUACCAACUACCCAGAUAGCGUAAAAAUCGCUAGCAUCACUGGAUGAAUGAAGCUAACAACUUAUCCCAGCACUGAUUUUUAACCUAUUUAAGCAAAAAGUGGCUUUAUGUUACCCUUUCUAUGGCUCUGCGUGCUAGCGAACUGUAAUUUGGUGCAAAAUUGUACGAUUCGCCUUUCUUUUCCUAGUCCGUUAGUUUGUUGUUGGUUCCUCUCAUUACAAGCAAAUCAUAGAAGCACUUAGUGUAAAACUAACCCGAAAGAAAGGUUAUCUCCCACACCGGAGUCAUUUCCUUUGUUUUGACAAUAAAAUGAAGGGCGCGCGAUCGUUAAUUUAUCUGUUAAUAUAUGUGAUUGUUAUUAUUAGUGUGCACUUAUUUCAUCUUCAAUUGCCUGUCACGGUGUGAUAAUUUCCCUAUUUAGUGCAUUAAGCGAUUGCGUGCUAUGAAUGGUGUGUUUGCAUUGCAAUGUAAAUCGAAAUGUUCGAGCGGGCACGGUGUGUUUCAUCAUCUUUGUACAGAGAGGGAGACAUCCUGCCCAAGGAGUCUAUCGGGCCGGUUUCGUAGCUACUAAUAAAACCGCGUGCCACGUUCGUUGCCGCUUAGUAACUUCCUCACUGAGGGGAGGAAGGGGUUGUGCCUGCCCACGCCUGCCUUGUCCGUUUUGGGUUUCACUAGUUUUUAGUACCUUGUUGCGUCCGGAAGGAAAGCUCAUCUCCAUCCCUGGUCGUGUACGUAUGGUGCAAGGUGUUGAAAGGUUGAAGGUAACUAUAGCUUGUAAGGUAGUAUAACAAAGAGUAGAUGCUUUUCUUUCCCGAAACAGAACAACAAUAUCACAUUCUUUCAUAUGUUUGCUUUCUCUUAGUAGCUUCCGUCGCUUCGAAAGAAAUGCCCACGAAUCGGACUAACAAAGAAUAAAAAAAAACCGAUGAAAUUUUAAAACCACCUCCUAUUAUCCACAUAUCCCAUUCUUCGAUUCUAGUUUAGCCGCUAGUGUUGGUAAUCCUUUGUGCUAUGUGUGUGCGUGCAUUUGUAUGUAUUUGUUUAUCAGUUUUGGUUCUAUUUUUUGCAGGUUCUAUUGUGCCGUUCGUGGCGGGUUUGUGGACACAGCUGUACACACUUGUUGUAGCUACUGCAUCUUCUUCGAUUAUGCACCCUUUUGCUCUUAUGGUUAAUUAUUUCAUUGUACAACUAAUCGACCUUCAUUGUUUUGUACCGCUAACUCAUCUUUGUUUCUUUCUUUGGUAGUUUUGUUUUGUUUUUUUUUCACAAAAUAAUGCAUAAUUGACAUCAUUUAAGUUUACGAGCUGUAUGUUAUACAUCCUUUUUUUAUACAAUGUUCCUUAUUCAUUUAGCUCUAUUUCCUAGCCUGGUGUUUGGUGUACAAAAAAAGCAUGCACGGCGUGGUAAACGCUCAAAGCUCUCCUAAUGAAACAAACCAAAUGUAUUGCGUUGAUUGCUUGAACAGUUUUCCUUUACCAAAAUUACGCUUACAUGUGUAAAAAUCAGGCACAAGAUUUAUUGGUAGUACACGGCCACACCACUGCCGCAAGCAAUGAAGUAAGGCAAACCAUAAGCUAUUGAGGGUGUUGUAGUGUGAAUCUGCUGUCGUAUCGCUUAAGCACGGCGCUAAGAACGUACUUUAACUACUACCGCUAUUACUACUAGAGAGCUGUGGCUACAACACCUCACUCACUCUGCAGCAACCAUCAAUUCCUACUACUACCUUUACUACGCCAUCCAACAUCUAUCCAAUACUGCUUGCUGCACGCCCCGGGUGUGAGUGUGUGGUUGUUACUCUUCACAGUUCCGGUACAAGAAACAGCACCACACACCUCGUGAUCUGAAGACUCUCGCUAGCUGUGCGCGAAAACCAGGAAAAUAGUGGCCGUCGCAAAGCUCGAUACACAUUCACCGUUCAGUGUGCGACAUUGCAAAGCGUAGCGUCGUGUGUGUGGCUGUGGUAGUUAGUAGACCGAGGGCCAAUCCACAGACCAAUGCGUGCGUCUGUAUGCGAAGAAACCCCUUGCCACAGGGACACAUCCUUUGCGAGGCAGUAGUGUAGUAGUGUAGUAGUGGUGGUAGUAGUAGUGCGAGUGAUUAUUGUUUACACAGCAGCAGUGUUCGUGUGUACGCGUCUGUUCGCGUUUCGUGAAUGGAAGUCGUCCCAUCUGGGAUUGCUCCGUUUGCUUCCUCCAUCGUCUAACCAUUUUGUUCGUUCUAUCAACAGCAGCUCUUUUUCAGCAGCAAUCAGCAGUGUGUAAAGUGUGGUACGGAAAAAGGGAAAACAAUACUACCCCCAUGUGUGUGUGUGUGUGUUUCUGUAGGUGAAGUUAUAAAAAAGAGAGAAAUAAUACUUUGUGUGUGAUUUUGUACGCGUUGCGGUACAGUCCUUUUUUCUGUUUGGCCAAGGUGUAGUGAUCGCAAGUGACAGAUCGAUAGUAAAUAAACACUAAGGAAACGUCGGUGAGUAGCGCCGCUGGCGCUACUACUGUAAACAAAUCGGCAGCAAUCGGCAACGCCAUCGAAAAUGGUGUAGAAGGCGCAGAGGGCGCAUAAGUAAAGCUUCCGGUGGUGUGAUACGUACAUUCCACGAGACGUUCUUUCGGUUUUGCGAGCAAUUCCCCACCCAUACAACGGAAUAGAAAAGCAAAAACGAUACGGGAAGGGAAGUGUGUUUGGUUCCCCCACACUGUCGUCUCUCCAGUGCAUGAAGGUAGAAAGUGAAGCAAGAAACCCUGUGCAAUAAUUAGCGUGCUACACAAAAAUAGGAGGGUGCAGUGAGAGAGAAUUUUCCAACAAAUAAAAAAAUAAAAACCCCUUGCUCGUGGAACAGAUCGCGCCCCACCACCGGACGCGCAGCAACGAUGAUGAAUCCGAACCAUUCCGGUGCGUCACGGCGGCCGUACUCGCGCGGUGCCGUACCGCGCAACCGCUCCCGGAUGCCGUUCUCGCCGCACCAUUCGCACCACGCGAACCGGAACCAUGGCGGGCACAACCAGUCCUGGUACAACAAGGACAUGGAGAAUAGCUUUAACUACGGUGACAGCGGCAGUAGUCCGAAAGAGUCAUCCUUCACCUACACCUCCAAGUCCCCGCCGGUGCAGUUGCAUUCCCCUCCCAUAGCGGGCCGCCCGACGGCGGCCACCAUACUAAUGCCUUACGGUGCUGCUGACGAUGGUAGUAUUAAUAAUAGAUCUCAACAAAUUCUUAGAGCCGGCCCGAGCCACAUUGACCGACACCGGAUCAAUAUGGGCGGUAAUAGUAUGCAGGAGCGCAACCGGCACACGAUGAGUGCGUCCUCGAUCGAUCGCCAUCUGAAUCACUUCGAGGGGCCAUCCAACUCGACGCGCGGCGCGGAUCUGCACGGUGGCGACGCACGCUCGGUCCUGUCGAUGGACUCGAUGCGCAACAGCCGCGACAACAACGGUGGCGCCCGCGAGCGCUUCAGCCCGCACUAUCACCCCGGUGGUGGUAGUGGUGGUGGGGGUGGGAGCGGCGGCGGCAAUGGUUCCGGACCAGCCGGUGGAAGCAAUCAGGGCUCGUCGCCCCCGUACUGCCCGGUCGAUGGGAUCGGGGGCAACGGUGGCAUCAAAUCGGACAGCCCGUCGCGCAAGCGGCGGCGUGUUUCGUCCCGGCUGCCGAGCCAAUCGCCGCCGGCCGCCAUCUGGGAGCAGCGCCGUUCGCCCCGCAACGGUGGCGGCAUGAUGUCGCUGAUGGGCACGAGCGGCGCUAAUGGCGGUGGGAAUGGGCAGGGCAGCAACGGUGGCUUGGGGAACCAUGGCAUGAACGGGCACCACAGCAUGUCCCAGCAGCAGCAGCAGCAGCCGCAAUCAUCGCAAAGCGGUCAGCAGCAGCAGCUGGUACCGCCGCAACUGCACCACCGUGAUCAUCCGCAGCCGCAUCAUCAUCACCCGAUGCACCAUCAUCACCAUCACUCGCAGCAGCAGCAGCAACAACAGCAACAGCAGCAGCAGUCUCAUCAUCACACGAACGGGGGAGGAUCGCAUCUGCACCCGAGCUCGGGCGGUGGUAUGGCGGCAGCCGUCAUAUCGCAGCUUCAGUCGCACGCACACCAUCCGCAGGGCAGUCCGCCGAUCCGGCGGCCCCGCUUCCACCGUGAUCAGCAAUCGCAGCAGCAGCAGCAGCCUCAGCAGCAGCAACAGCAGCAGCCGCAGCAGCAGCAACGUCCCUGGGAGUCGCUGACGCAGGUGUUCCAGCAGGCUCCGGCCGCGCAGGCCCAACAUCAACAUCCGGCCUCCUCGCUGAUGGUCGACAUUAACCAGGUGCCGGUCAGUCUGCCGCUCGGCCAUCACCACGAGCAGCUGUGGACGUAUUCGGCCGGGCCGCACAUUUCAAUCUGCUCCGGGCACCCGGCCGCACCGCACUUGCCACCGUGUCAGGUCCAUGGCGUGUACUCGCAACCGUUUGCACAGACCUGCGGUAUUGGCGGGCAUUUCGGGGGCUUUGCCUCGUCCGCUGGGCCGGCACUGGCCGUUCCGCAUCCACCACCGCACCAAGCGCACUACCAGCAUCCCCAUCUGGCACAGCAGCGCACCGACGGCUUGACGCUGGACGGGUUGGAGCAUGCCGGCGGGUCACCGUUGCACCUGUCGCCGCUCGCCACCCACGCGCACCAUCUGCACGGUGCCUCGCCGCAGAUGACGCAGCUGACCGCGGCGGCCCAACCGAUCUACAUUUCCACCGAGGUAAGUGCCGUGGGCAGUGAGGUGCCCCGAACGGGCGUCACACCCGCCGGAACACUGAUCCCACUGAUCGCGAACGUCCCGCAGGGUCGCAACUAUGAGAUACUGCACCGGACGGUUCGCCGGGCGAUCACGGCACCGCGGCGCAACUUUGCCCGCUUCCACUGGCCCGGCCCACCCCCGCCGCCGCCGCCACCGCCGCCACCGGCGCACCAUCAGCACCACCAUCCGGGCCACCACCCGACGCAUCACCAUCGGCCCCACGCGCCACCACCGCCGGCCGCCCUGCAGGCCCAUCCGCAGCCGCUCGGCCAUCCGCAGCCGGCCCACGUCACGCUGUCGGCCACCACGUCCGCCUACUCGGGCAUACUGCUGAACUUCCUACCCGUCCGAUGCCCUUUCAGAGCGAUGUUCCCGCUGUCCUCGUACGGUCCGCCGGACCUGAACUCGCCGGACUCGAACGAGACGGAAAAUUACGAAGCGCUGCUCAGCCUAGCCGAGCGUCUGGGCGAGGCGAAACCGCGCGGUCUGGCACGGCCCGAAAUCGACCAACUGCCGAGCUACAAGUUCAACGCAGAAACUCACACCGGUGAUCAAACAUCGUGCGUGGUUUGCAUGUGUGAUUUCGAGGCGCGUCAAAUCCUGCGGGUGUUGCCCUGUUCGCACGAGUUCCAUGCUAAAUGCGUUGAUAAGUGGUUGCGGUCCAAUCGCACGUGUCCAAUAUGCCGCGGCAACGCGUCGGAGUACUUCGAAAGCAGCGAGGAACAGUAAUCAUGAACACCGGCACAAACCGACGCAAUCGAAAGCCAUUCGGUAGGUGUGUAUGUGUGCUAGCUUUCGUGGCCUGUGGCAAGUUGGUGUCUACUGCCGCGCGGAGGACGGUGUUGACGAGUUUAAACAAAUCUACGUUGUCGUGUUUGUCACCUUUUGCAAUAUUCUACCAAUCAGCGUCUCAGUAAACAAAAACUGCCUCAUCAGGAACAGUCCCUGGCAGAGUAUGCUUUACGUCUUUCACAUUUAAAUCGCGCUAGUGAAAUCCACUGUAGUGUUUGCCACCCACCAACAGGCUGUUGCUUUUUAUCUGGCCUCUUCUUGAGCGCAAAAUCGCUAAAGUUUUCCUUUCCUCGAUACAGAUAUGCGAAUCUCAAGCAGCAGUAAGCUCACAAACACACAUAAAAAUAUCUUACGAAAGCUUGUUAAGUGGUUUUGUGUAAGUUUUUGCUUUACUAACAUCAUUUGAAUUGCUGCCACCUCAAAGUUACUAACGAGAACACUUUAUAGAAGAGUUUUGCGAGUGAAAACAAGAGUCUGUUGCAUGUGGUAACAGGAAUAAAUCUAUGAGCUACAUAUGUGGAUGUUUCCUUUCCAAAUUAGGUUAUUGUUUGUAGAUGCUUUAGAAGAGUUUGCAAACGAUAUGGAUAAGCGUGUCCUGCAAUUAGGUUACAAAUGGAAUGGCAAUAAUACAACGGCAACAAUGGCAGCGUUAUGAAUUCAAUGUUAUUCCUAUGUUUUGCACCUGUUUUGCCAGCAGGAGAGAGGGAGUAAAUUCAAACUGCGACGAUUCAGCAAAAAACAAAAGUGCGCUAAUUGCGAGCAGCAACCACAAGCAUAAUAUUAAACUGCAAACAAAACAAAACAAUGGUUAUCCAAGCGAAUAAUCAGUGAAACCACGAUAGAACCCGGAAUGACAAUGCAAACGCCAUUUCGCAACCACCCAAGAGCAAUAAUUCGAAAACAACAAACAAAGCAACCAAGCUCAGUCAACGUAUACAACACACAAUUGUUUUCAUAUGCCAUAAUAUAAGUAGCGAAUGGGGAACGAUAUAAUACUGCUAACUAUGUAUAGCAUUACAAACAUGCAACAAUAUUAUUAUGCAACAACCAAAAAAAAAGGGAAAAAAAACUCAAAAAGGAACAUUUUUAUUCCAAUGUCCAAUGGCGCGUUUGACAAUGGCACUACGUCAACAGUACGGCAAGAUUUGCUACAAAGUUUUAACACUUUUAACAAAAAGUCUAUUACAGCACCUGACUAUUGCUUUUUAUCGGUAUUGUUCUGUUUCAAUGCGGUUGUUUUUUCUUCAUCAUACUUUAACGGUUUUUUGAGUAGUAGAUCGCGUAUCGUAACAUUCUUACGUCUGUUUUCUUGCUUAACAAACAAACAACAAACAACUAGCCUAGUUAAGUUGCAUUUUUUAAACACGAUUUGUUGUUCGUUUAAUCGACCGGAUUACACGCACCACGGUAGAAGAUGAUUGUGUGCCAUCACGGGUGGCCUCAUAGGUUUAUGUCUAUAUUUAGUGUGUAACCCAUGUAAGCAAACGUUCAGCAGUCGGUUCGUGUAGCUGUUUGCAUGGUUGUGGUUUUUAUAGAAUCAAAAUAAUUUUAUACUUAUCGAAAUGCUUGAUCAACGAAUAACCUGUGUGUACACACCCCUCAAGUCGGUGAAAUAGCAAUGAACAGUAAUGAUUGUUAAAACAUACGUAGGACCAAUGCCAUAAUAGUCACGAUACGAUAUAAGCAAAUAGUAUGACCACAAGAGCAAGUUAGAAUCUUUUAUCUUGUUUUUGUUUGUUUUAUCACUAACAAAUCUCGUAAUGAUCAAUUUCAACCAGAGUUACCUUACACAUAUUGGUUUUGCCUCGAUAGCAUUUUACAUUAUAGCAAUCGCUUAAGCUCUUUCUUCUACUAUCGCCACCAACGUUAUCUUUUGUGAAGGACCAACCCACGAACCUAUAGUUUUGUCAUACUUUUGUAAUUUGUAAGGUCAGAUUUUCAUGCACUUUUCAUCAGCGCUGUUCUGCUCUGCUGCUUAUAAUGCUUGUUUAACAAUCGUUGCACGUGUACGGUCGAGACUAGGCAGAGAACUGGAUAUUCAAAAUCAUUCCAUUAGGCAAACCAUUAAGGCUUGUAAGUCACGCGGAUUUGCGACAAACUUCUCAUCAGAGGAGUAUAUUUUAAAAGUGGUGUUUUGUGUUGUUUCUCUUCAUACCUUUUUUUUACUGAUAAUGCAUUUUAAAGUUGCUGUGGAAAUUCCUAUCUUAUUUUUUUGUUUCAAUCUAUUCUAUAAGCACACCAUUAGCCCAUUUUUAUCUCAGGACAAGUAUCGUUUUUUAUUUUUAUUUUACAAAAGCACCAAUGCUAGAUUUGCAAGUACAGUUUUAGUUGGUAUGAUCGUGUGCACAGAUUUGAUUCGAAUAACGGAUGCAACAAUCAGCAAUCAACAAAACAGAAAAAGCUUUGAAUCUUCCGUUCAGUUCCUGGGAGCUUCGAUUUAUGUUUCACUGGAGCGCUUUAUGAUCUCGAAUGAAUUGCAUGCGCGCGCGUGCGUGUUUGUGUGUUAUUAAACCGUUCGCAAGCAAACCUAUACUAUCUAUCACGUAGGUUAUUUUAAUUUUAAUAAACAUGCACGCACACGCAGACAAACCGUGGCCCAUCCCGACGAGGGCUGUGGUCGGUUAAGCAAUCAUCCCUUUUAUUGCCUUUUCCAUUAAUCCAUAAAUGCCAUUCAGCUUUAUUAAUAUAGCAAUGUUAUAGUUGUUACGCGUUUAGUGAUUAAUUACUUGUUUCAUUAAGUCAUAUCCUGCUCUUUUUUCAAUGGUUUGUUUCGGGGUUUUAAUGUUUAUGUUUCUACAAAUGUCCAGUGGUAUGGCUAGCAAUUGCAUAUCGUACAUGUUUCUGCGUGUUUUUAAAAUCAUAAUCCGAUGUUUGUUGUUUGACAUUGAACAGCCAACAGCAAUAAAACCAACCUUUGUUGUAUCCGAGAGAUGUUACAGCAAAACGUAAAUUGAAACCAAUUUACACUCUCUUCCUCUCCCUCCAAUUGCUCAUUCGCUCCCGGUAGAUUUUAGUUGUGUUCAAUGUUGCGUUGCCGAAUGCAACGAAUGCGUAACAAACAAAACAAACAUAAAGAAGAAAAAAAAAACGCUAAACCUAUUGAAUGUGAUUUUGGUACAAUAUUAGCUUAGAGGAAAUCGAUAAAUUGAAACGUUUUGUAUGUAGUAUGUGUGUGUGUGUGUGCAUGUGUGGUAAAAAGGAUAAAAAAUAUGUUUCUAAAAAAAUCGUAAAACAAAAUCCGUCAUCCUGGCGCGUCGGUAGAAAAGUAGUUGCGGUGGCGUAUGCAUUAAUGCGCAGGGAAUAAUACAAAUACGAGCACUUUCCAUAAUCGACACAGCAGAACAGACCCCAGCACGUGUCGCGGAUGGAAGUGACGAUUGCAGGAAGCUAAUUAUAUCUUAAAUGAUUAUCAAUAAGAAGACAAGUACAUUUUAAAAUGGGAUCAAUGGAUAGGUUUAAAGAGAGAAUCACGCUUAUGAUGCGCGCUUGUGAUGGUUUUCGUAUUUCAGUCUCUUUUUGUAGUGUUUUUUCUCUCCUUUCUUUCUUUCUUGUUUCACUUUGCAAACUUUCUACCGCUCCCUGUAGUUUGUAACACUAGCCUCUAAUUACAAAAAAAAAAACCAAAACCCGGAAAAGUGCUAUCUUUUCGGGAUAGGAGCAAAAAAAACUCUCUCACAUACACGGGCUUUUAUUAUAAGCCGCGCAGAAUGUUUUUGGACAAUAUGUAAAACUAACUGUAACUUUCGUACGACACGGCACAAAUUCUACUGCUAUAGUAGCACCCACUGUUGUUGUAAAAUCUCAUCUCACCUAUCGAAACCACACCACACCACACUAUGCACGCUAUGUUGUAAUAUCGCCUGUAACAGAACUGCCGUGAAUGUGUAAAAUCCGUGACCGUGUGAAUGAGACCGCGUGUGUGAAUGCGUACGAUUAUCAGGCCGCAUUAUCAGGCGACGCCGACAAUCGUUUGUGUGUGUGUGCAAGGAUAUGCCGAAUGAAUGGGGUAAUUAUUAACAAAGAAGAAAAGUGUUUAAGUAAACAAAGUAACAGCAAAGCAUUAUUGUGUGCCCCUCCUACAUUCUGGACUGAUCUUUAUAUAUAUACAUAUGAUAAAAACAAAAAAACAAAAGUACAUAUAAAUAUAUAUAUAUAUACAUUACGGUAAAGCAGACGUGUACAAUGCAAUGAAAAACAAACAAACAAAACGAACGAAUAAAAAGAAAAGGGAACGCUCGAAAAGAGUAUGCGUAUUACCAUAUAUCGAACCAUUUUCCACCCCCAGCGCUAAAAAAAAAAGAAAA